Coregonus sp. 'balchen' is the source of this 6034-nucleotide messenger RNA. The record is from the annotation of a GenBank genome assembly. Lineage: Eukaryota; Metazoa; Chordata; Actinopteri; Salmoniformes; Salmonidae.
CUGCCAACAGCCGGUAUCUUGCAAACAUAUACUAGAUAAAGUAGUAGAGCUGGUAAUUGUCAGCGAAACCAGAGUGAUUGGUCAUCUGUUGUGACUAUUUGUUUUAUGACUAGUGUCUGGUCUUUAGCAACCUACUAACCUGGGGCAAAAUAGAACGAGUCCCAUUUCGAACGCAAACAAGACAGACGAGAGACAGUCAGCAGUUGCAGUACGCUCGCACUAGCACGCAACAUCGACAGCAGCCAGCUGAUUAGCUAGCUACCGUUAGCUAGAUAGCAAUUUGUGCAACAUCAAAAAUGUCGGAGGACCUUGAAACCGGCGAAGAUCCAACUGUGGUGAAAAUGGAGGAGGACGGAGAGGCUAGCACCGAAGAACAGACGCCGACGGUUACAGAGGGAGGCCAGGCAGGAGAAUCCGAGGGAUCAAAGAUUGAUGCCAGCAAAAACGAAGAGGAUGAGGGGUGAGUGAGACCGCUAACUAGCUAGCCUAACGUUAGAUAACUGUCGUUCCCUAUAUGGCUAGCUAGUUAGCUCUGCUUUGAAGAAGGGACAAGUAGCUAAUUGUUAUAAUUUGGACAUUUCCUAGCGUCGUUGGCAAAGUUAAAUGAGGAAUAACUUGAGUUGAAUGCCAGUACCUAAAUGUUAGACAGGGUGCUGAUGAUGGAGGGAUGGAUGAUCCCUUCGGGCGGGUCAGUCAGGUCAGCAGCAUCACUGUCUCUCCCUGUUGUUGUGGAUGUCAUCCUUCAGCUCUCAGGCGACCAGAACCUUCCAUUUAGCUUCCAUAGGCAGAUGGUGCUUGCUGGAUUUAGAGUUGUGAAUGUGAGAAAUGGAUGUAGAAAUAUGAUACUGCUAGGCAAAUGCUGAGGUGCCCUAGGGAUGCUGUCUCUGGGUAAGUUUUAGUGACGACCUGGGAGAUUGCUGUUAGUUAAAUCAUCCACCACAAACAUACAGCUUGUAAAAGCUACAGCAUUAUCAAAUGAUGAUUUGCUAAUUGUCAUAAUCAUAGCUAUAAUGAUAACAUUGACCCUAAACUAGGACGUUGCUAUGUUCCCUCUCUAAAGGCUUUGACUCCUUCUUGCCUACUGAUGGGUGAAAGGAAAGCAGAUGAGAAAAGGAAAAUAUUAGAGAGAAUUGGAACACAGUCGCAGUCCUUGUGUUGCGAAUUUGUAUGCAGAAUUUAAAUGUCUGUGUAUCUGUCUCUAAAUGCAGGAAAAUGUUUGUUGGUGGUCUGAGCUGGGACACAACAAAGAAGGAUUUGAAGGAUUACUUCUCCAAGUUUGGGGAGGUGGUAGACUGCACCCUGAAGCUUGACCCCAUGACAGGCCGAUCCCGGGGGUUCGGCUUUGUCCUGUUUAAAGCAGCUAACAGCGUUGAUAAGGUAUUCCUGAUUGUGUUCAAUGGUAUUGAUAAUGCUGGAUGAUUGUGAUAUAUUAUCUCUAUCUCUUAUAUAGUGUGAAUAUGGCAUUACAUUUACAUUUGAGUCAUUUAGCAGACGCUGUUAUCCAGAGUGACUUACAGGAGCAAUUAGGGUUAAGUGCCUUGCUCAAGGGCACAUCAACAGAUUUUUCACCUAGUCGGCUCAGGGAUUCGGAUUCGAACCAGCAAUGUUUUGGUUACUGUCCCAACACUCUUAACCACUAUGGCAUGGCAGCAAUGGGAUGGAAAUCUUUUCUGCUCUAUCAGUUUCUUUAUUAUAAUUAUGUUUUGUCUGUGGCUUGCCUCUGGUAGGUGGUCUUACAGAAGGACCACAAGCUGAAUGGGAAGGUGAUCGACCCUAAGAAGGCCAAGGCCAUGAAGAACAAGGAGCCCAUCAGAAAGGUCUUUGUAGGAGGUCUUUCUCCAGACACUCCAGAGGAGAAGAUCAGAGAAUACUUUGGUGCCUUUGGAGAGGUAGGCUACUACAGUAUAUAUUUUUAAAUGUUACGUUCUCAGAUGUUCUGUAGAGUUUGCUAAUCUGGGUGCCAUUCUGAAUGAUCGGAUCAGACCAAACUAGUUAUCGGAACGAGCUGAUAUUGAGCGUUCAUUUCCUCACAGUCUAUGUGUGCAAGUCGACAAGCCUUCUAAACAUUGAAACCUUGCUGAAUAAGAGGUUAUUCUAUUCCUGUGUUGUCUGUGUUAACAGGUGGAGUCCAUUGAGCUCCCCAUGGAAACAAAAACCAACAAGAGACGAGGCUUCUGCUUCAUCACCUUCAAAGAGGAGGAGAGAGUGAAGAAGAUCAUGGAGAAAAAGUACCAUAAUAUAGGAUUAAGCAAGGUACAGUACAUGUCUUACCCUGCUAAUACUUCCCACAGAAUGUUUGGUAGUUCAAAACAAGUUUUACUUUGCCUUCAAUGCAUGUUUUUCAGAUGGCAUUUCCUUACCAGGUCCAGUUGGUGAUCUAUUAGUAUUAUUAUUAGUACUAUUAAUGAGAAUGCACUGCAGUGUAAUGUCAGUCAGAGUUUAAAGCAUGAAUAUGGAAAUGUUUUAUUCCUGUCUUCAGUGUGAGAUUAAGGUAGCCAUGUCCAAGGAGCAGUACCAGCAGCAGCACUGGGGGGGAGGAGGCAGAGGGGGAUACCCCUCCAGGCCUCCAGGCAGACAGGGUAAGUUGGCUGGAUAGAAUUGGUAGUUUCCUGCACCAAUAUUUUGCAUAUAGCGAGUAAUACUGUAUUACAUUUGAGUAAUGAUAUGUAUGAUGUUGUUUGUUAAAUCAUAUGUUUUUGUGGUCAAUUCAAUAAUACCAAAUGGCCAAUCUGUUGUAUUUCAGGACCCAAUCAGAAUUGGAACCAGGGAUAUGGCAACUACUGGAACCAAGGUUACGGCAACAACUACGGCAAUUAUGGCUACAACAACCAAGGCUACGGUGGCUAUGAUUACUCUGGUUACAACAACUAUUACGGCGGAUAUGGUGACUACAGCAGUAUGUCAUAUUUUUGGUGAAAGCACACCUUUAAGAGAAUGAUGUACUUAUUAAGUAUGUAAAUAACAUGUAUGGAUAAUUUGACAAUAAUGCACUUUUUUUAUCUUUAAUCUUCAACUUCUUGCUUUGUAUUGAUUAAUUAUAUGGUUUUAGUAUUUGAGUGAAAUUCCAUCAUGCUGUACAUGCUGUAAAUAAAUAAAUAAAAAAUGACAUUAACCUCUACGGGAUCGGUGUCCCGUAUACGGACGGUUGAGCUAAUGUGCGCUAAUGUGAUUAGCAUGACUGUUGUAAGUAACAGCACACUUUCCAGGACAUAGACAUGUCUUAUAUGGGCAGAAAGCUUAAAUUCUUGUUAAUCUAACUGCACUGUCCAAUUUACAGUAGCUAUUACAGUGAAAAAAUGCCAUGCUAUUGUUUGAGGAGAGUGCACAACAACAAAAAACGUAUCACGGCAACUGGUUUGAUACAUUCACCUCUGAAGGUAAAUAAUGUUAUUACAUCCCCGGGACCACCCAUACGUAAAAAUUUAUGCGCACAUGACUGUAAGUCGCUUUGGAUAAAAGCGUCUGCUAAAUGGCUUAUUAUUAUUAUUAUUCAGUAAUCUUGCUCUGAUUUGUCAUCCUAAGGGUCCCAGAGAUAAAAUGUAGCAUAGUUUAGUUUGAUGAAAUCCAUUUUUAUAUUCAAAUGUAGGAACUGGGUUCUACAGUUUGAACCCCUGCUGUCUCUGGCUCCACACCCACCCCGCCCGGCCAUCUAGAUGUGUGAAAGUUAGUGUAUAAGCAAAUGAUCCAUCAUGCAUAUCAUUUUUGUAUGCUCUCUAUAGUUAUGUACUUAAAUGUAUCAAUUGACCAACUCGGCACAUUUGGGCAGGCUUGAUACAAAAUAGUCCAGUAUUGCAAUGCUUCACUGGAUCAAUCUGAUACUUUGCACACACUGCUGUCAUCUAGUGGCCAAAAUCUAAAUUGCGCCUAAACUGCAAUAUUAUAUAUUGUGGUCUUUCUCUUGCAUUUCAAAGAUGAUGGAACAACAACAAAAUUAGAAAACGCAUGUUUUUUUUGUUUAUAUUAUGUUUUACCAGAUCUAAUGUGUUAUAUUCUCCUACAUUAAUUUCACACUUCCACAAACUUCAAAGUGUUUCCUUUCAAAUGGUAUCAAGAAUAUGCAUAUCCUUGCUUCAGGUCCUGAGCUACAGGCAGUUAGAUUUGGGUAUGUCCUUUUAGGCGAAAAUUGAAAAAAGGGUCCGAUCCUUAAGAGGUUAAAGCCAACAAUAUUGUUAAAAAUGCAUUAACUUUAUUCAUUGUUUUCCGUUUCCUAAAUUACUAAAUAUUCAACACAACAAAUGAAAUAUGUAAUGAAAAUCACAGAUUUUGAAUAUGUACUAUCUUAUCUAAGAGUUAGAACUAUCAUAUAUUCAUAUAAUGAUGUUUUCUCUCUGUGUGUGUGUUUGUGUCCAAUCAGCAGACCAGCAGGGUGGUUACGGGAAGUCCCCCAGGCGAGGUGGUCACCAAAACAAUUACAAGCCGUAUUGAUGUAACAGAAGUUCCACACACAGGUAUGUUUUAUAAGUCACCUACAACAAACUUAGAUAAAGUGCAAUGUAUCUACCUCUGUAUAAUAAUAAUAAACCCUCAUAAUGUUUUUCUCUUUAUAGUUUUUCACAGCACCUGAAAAGUGCUUUACAGUAGUCUUAACAUAGAGGCUACAGUCUUUUUGUGGUGAAUUAUUUCUGCUGCCUCUUAUGAGCCAUUUUGUAACUGUAAAGUUAACAGGUAUAGUACUACUAUUACCACAGUAAAAUGGAUACCAAGAGUUAAGGAUUUACAAGGGAAAAGAGAGAGAAAAUAAUAAUGUUGUCUCCUAACUCUGACAUAUACCUUGUUUGUACCUGCCAGCGGAGCUUCCUUGCAGGCCAUGAGCUGACCUCCCCGGUACUCUCUGGCCCGCUCAAUGCGGACCGGGUACGAGAGGCGUACGCUCUCGAAUGCUGCCAUUUGGUAUGGUCUUCCAACAUCCUGUCUCAGCAUUGUAAAUAAAAACUAAGUGGGACAUGUCCGGCUUUGUUCACUUCUUUAUUUUCAUUUGUUUGAUAUCUGUAAUGUGCUUUUUUGUAAUGUAAAAAUUAAAUACAACUUAUGUAAUUUUAAUGCAAUUUUUUACAGGCCCUUACUCCCCUGCCAAGUAAUGGUAAAUUACAACAUGAUACUGAGAAAAUAACUAUUUACUUUUCAAAGGACACGGCUUUCUCUGGACUUUCCAGUAUCUUUUUCAUUCCUAAUCAUACCUGUAAUUCUUGCUUUUCUUUAUUUAGCGCUUGUAGCAGUAAUAGCCAGUAGUCCAUGAGCUAAAACCUGGUUUGUACUUGGAUGCUACUGUGUUGGAGAAGUGCGAUAUUUUUGUACUUGUAUUGUUUGCUUGUGUUACUGACAGCGGUGGGAAAGCUUCUCCUUUAAACGUUAAUUUCCUCUAACAAAAUUCUCUUUUUAACCUUUUGAGAAAGUAUCAAAGUAUCUCUACGUUUCCUGGAAAUUUGCAUGUAAUGCUUUCUUUAAUGUGUGUCUUUUUGACCAAUUGAAGGCUUUACUUAUUGGUUUUGUAUUUGGGCUUUGAACUCUUUAAUUUGUCACACUUCAGGAUUUCUAGCUUAUGGACUAACUUCUUUUUAAUUCUUAAUUGUAAAACAUAUUUUUAUCUAUUGCAUUAUGUUUUCUUAAUGGAAAUCGUAAAGACGGGAUUCCUUUGACAUUUAGUUAUAGCCCUUCUAGUGUGCAGUAACCUUCAUCAUUAACAGUUUGACUUGUUUUGUCUUUUUCAGGAUGGAAGAUUGAAGGAUAUCUUCUGAAGGAGCGUUGGCAGACGAAGUGACAGGUUUCAGUCAAGAGUUUCCUUUAUUAUGGACGGUUUGAGACAGGACAAAGUCAGAGUAUUCAGUUGAUCUACGUACAUUGAAUUUAUGUUCAGUGUUGUAUUUUGUUGUUUCUUGCAAAGCUUUUAAAAGUUUCCUAUUCGUCUUGUAUUGAGUUGUACUGUAUGAAAGGAAUAUAUGCAGAAUUAUAUUUAAGAGUUGAUUAGUCACUUACGCUCAGUGUUAUCCCUUUUGUUAAAUGUGUGUUAUAUUCUACAGUGAGGGAAAAAAGUAUU